AUGGAGGUUGUCAUGUCUGCAGUUGCAGGUGAAUUUGUGAGCAAGUUCAUCUCAUUUCUGAUGAACAAGUACAACUCCUCUAGGCAUCCUCAAUCAGAGGAGGAGAAGGUGGUGGAGAGGUUGCAGCACCUGCUAAUGAGAGCUGGUACAAUGGUUGAGGAGGCAGACACGAGGUACAUAACCAACUCCGGAAUGAUGAUGCAGCUCAAGACGCUCUCAGAGGCCAUGUAUAGAGGAUAUGGUGUGCUGGACAACUCGAGGUACCGUGACCUCCAAGACACCGCAGGCUUCGACGAGGUUAGCAUCAACCACUCAUCUGCAAGCAGCUUAUAUUUACCCAAGCGCUCUCGAACAACAAAUGAUAAGGUUACACGCCUCGAGUCACAUGGUGCGUUGGAAAGUCUAGAAAUUGUUGUUGCUAACAUGGCAGAAUUUAUUGUUCUUCUUGGUGGAUGUGAGCGCAUGUCUCGUAUGCCAUAUGAUGUUUAUCUUUACACCGAAAACUUCAUGUUCGGCCGACACGCUGAGAAGCAAAAGCUCUUCAGCUUCUUGUUGCAACACAACGACCCUCCUAGUGAUCAUGCACUGGCAGUUCUCCCGAUCAUAGGUGGUGUAACAACUGGGAAGAAAACUUUGGUUGCCCAUGUGUGCGGCGAUGAAAGGGUCCGUUCACGCUUCCCAUCUGUAUUGCACUUGAAUGGAGGCAGCCUUUUGAAAAUAUGUGAGCACAGAAGGACUAUGGAAGGUAUGAUGUUGGUAGUUAUUGAGUUUGCUUUUGAUGUAGAUGACGAUCACUGGAAAAAGUUUCACUCGUUUUUCAUAAGAAUGGAUAGAGGAAGCAAGAUCAUCAUCAUAAGUAAACUUAAAAGAUUAGCCCGGUUUGGAUCGGUGAAACCAAUUUUCCUUACUGCUCUGUCUUAUGAUGCGUUGAGGUACCUUUUCAAGACACUGGCAUUCGGAAGCGUAGAACCUACAGAACAUCCGCGACUACUACAGAUAGCAGAUGAAUUUGCCAAGUUAAUGCACAGUGCGGAUGGUUCAUUUGUCUCAGCAAAUGUGUACGCAGACAUAUUGAGAAAGAAUCUCGAUGUUCAGUUUUGGCGUUGCAUAUUGGACAAGGUGAUGAGAUAUGUUAAAAGAAACCUCGCCCGAUUUAGUGUGGACCCAGCCAUACAUGUAGAACAAGGCCCUCCAGUGGUUGUAACGGCUAUAGAACAAGGCCAUCCAGUGGUGAUAACAGACCUUGCUUUGGAUCCACUUUGCAUAAUACCUUAUACAAAUAAUGUUUCAAUCAAGGAACUGCCAAGUGUGACGUUUGGGGAACUUCUAACAGACCCUACUGUUAGACCAAACGGAGACUUUAAUCUAAUUUCAUGGAAAUCAAGGAUACCGCCUUAG
This is a messenger RNA of Triticum turgidum subsp. durum (durum wheat), 1398 nucleotides long. The record is from the annotation of a GenBank genome assembly. Lineage: Eukaryota; Viridiplantae; Streptophyta; Magnoliopsida; Poales; Poaceae.